AUGGCCUCUGUUCGAUCUUUGGGCAUAUUGGCUUUGACCCUUGGUGCCACAGCCCUCCCUUUCAAUACCUUUGACGGUCCCGGAUUCCCUGCCUGUCAGGAUGUUGCCGCAGUCCACGAUGCUUCAAGCGUCAAGGAUAUUCAAAAUAUCGUUCAAAAUGCCAUCGAAGCAGGCCAGAGGGUUAGAGCGUCCGGAAAAGCCCACAUGUGGUAUGACACGAUGUGCUCUGAUGAUCCCAAUACGGUCAUUGUUCGUACAGAGCAGGUGAACAACAUAUACGAUCUUGAUAUGGAGGCCGGCACCGUCAUGAUCGAGGCUGGUGUAACAUUCUUACAGCUCGCUGAAUACCUGCACGAGCGUGGAGCUUCUGCAGGAUACACCCUUGUCAAUUGGAAUAUCACUUUGGCUGGCUGUGUCGCAAUGGGUGCCCAUCGAUCAUCUAUCCGCGAGGACUCCAUGGUCGCAGCUGGCGUAUUGUCUAUGGAUAUCAUUGACGGCACUGGUAAGCUACAUCAUCUGGAGCGUGAUGACAGCGAUGACUUGGACGAGAGCGAUGUGCUAAACGGCGACAUCUAUGGUAUGAUAGCUCCAUAUGCCACUGCUAACCUUUGGUGGUGGCCGCACAAGAAGAAAUUCCACUGGCGAUACUACGACGUCAUUCCAACAAACCAAAGCGACCAAGAGGGCUUCCAAAACACAUUCUCGAUUACCAAAAUCGAAGCCGAUGCUAUUUCAGCUCUUUGGAAUACUGGAAAAGGAGUUUCUCUGUCCAAUCUUCUUGCUGAAGAGAUUCUGUUUGGGCAGUGGGAGAAUCCCAACUUUAGAGAAAAGACAACCAACGAGCCUAUCAAAAACUGGCCUGUUUACGGAUGGAAUUACGAUGUGCUUAUAGGUGGUUUGUAUCCCGACCAGCGUCCGGUGUGGGACUAUGGCAUCCACGGCUACACUUUGGAGCUCGCAUUUCCCGUCACCCAAGCCAAUACAAUGCUUAAAAGGGUGCGCCAGCUCUUCGACAAUGAGGCCAAGAAACUCAAAUUUAUGGCGUCUACGUAUAGGAGUGGCAUCAACAUCAAGUUUGGGAGACCGUAUUUUGACCUGCUCGGUCAGGUGACUUAUGGCACAUCUGAUGGCGCUGACUGGGAGAAAGGUGUCAUCAUGUUGGACUUCCCAUCUUACAAACCGAGUAUCGGUGAUGGGCUCCGAUACAACGAACCAUUUUACCACAAACUCGCAGAAACGUUGAUUGAUGAAUUUGCCUGUCGCCCUCACUGGACCAAGAAUACACGAGAGGUAUUCGAACGUUCGGCCAAGAACUUGGACCCUGAUCACAUUUCUCGAUUCAAAGCAGUCAGGGAAAAGUUUGAUCCGGAAGGUAUUUUCCGCAGUGUCGUGGGCGAAGCCAUUGGUGUUUAUUAA
Molecule: messenger RNA, 1416 nt
Organism: Fusarium poae
Lineage: Eukaryota; Fungi; Ascomycota; Sordariomycetes; Hypocreales; Nectriaceae
Exons: 5
Coding region: 1-1416 (471 amino acids)
Cellular component (GO): membrane
Molecular function (GO): FAD binding; L-gulono-1,4-lactone dehydrogenase activity; D-arabinono-1,4-lactone oxidase activity
Source: RefSeq, a predicted model, not a curated record